UUGCCAAUAUUCCAAGUAUCAGUGAUAGUCAUUCCGUAACCUGUGUCCGCAGGCUUGACUGGAAAAGUCGAUUGUUAGCAGCUGUUAUCUGAAAUUUUUACAAUUAAUUAUAAAAGCACAACAAGUUUUUUUUCAAUCAUUAAUUUAAUUAGUUUACUUUGAUUGUUGACGUAACUAUAACAUAUCUAGUUGACUGUGUGGUUGAUGUCAAUCAUUCUAUCAAUGAAGAUUCGAAAAUAAAUAUUAGAAGGCACUAAUUUGCGAGGUUAUUAGCUUAUUAGUCAGGGAUGCCGCAAAGGUAUUAUUUAGCCACUUGAAACGAGGAUGACACGAUCCGUGCUAGGACAAAAUAAUCAUCCUUACCCUCGAUUUAGACGUUGUCGUCGACGUCGAAGACGUUCGGCCUCCAAAGUUAUUUUUGAUAGAAAAAUAAACCAAAAUGCUUACAGAAAUGGUUCGACUAUCUUAUCAGCAUCGAGCAUUUUAUUGUUACGUUAUUCUCAGUGUUUGGAUUUUCCUUCUGGUUGCCGGUAUGUACAAGUACAUAGGAGGCAACGAAAAAAGCUCCCUCCAAGGUAAACCACCGAGUGACCUGCCAAUCCGAGAGUUUGCUAGACACCUCAAACUCGACAUUAAAAAUAGAAAGAUAUUUAAACUUUGCAAUUCGCCGGAUGACAUUAAAACUGGAGCAGAAGGUAAAAUUGAUGGUAACUUAACACUGGAAGGUAUUUUAGUCUUUAUUCGCCAUGGUGAUAGAGGACCAUUAUCCCAUAUUCGUAAUAUAAGUACCGUAAAUUGCGCUGCAGACUUUAGCUCAAGCCCAAGGCUGGAUAAUAUUUACCAAAACUACCAAAGUUUCAUUCAAAACUCCACAACUUACACUCAGUCGGCUUGGGCACAGUUUCUAGGUCCUUUUCAUGGAUUUCCCAUGCUUCCUUCUAAUUCCAAAGAAUGCAAAAUAGGCGAACUCACGACUUUGGGUAUCGGACAACUUCUCAAGACUGGGAUGCUUCUCAGGAAUGCUUACUUCAACAAAUUAAACCUUGGAAACACCACAAUAUCUUCUAAAGAUGUAGUUGCUUAUAGUACAAGAUAUAGAAGAACUGUUCAAAGUGCCAUCGCUCUUCUCUACACAUUUUUGGAGAAUGACGUCUUCCAGAACCUUGCCAAGAUUACAAUGCGUGAAAGUUCUAGUCUUGCAUUUUGUAAUGCUGAUUGUGCCUGUCCUGUUGCUGAAAAAUAUUUGAAACAAUAUUAUAAGGAAACUGGUGAUCGUUUGAAAUCUCAUCCUGCUGUGAUGGAUCUUAUCAAACAGACGUCUAAUAUAGUGUUCGAAAUGCCCGACCAAGCACAAACAAAGCACCCUUACACCCUAAGGGAUGCGUUGUUAACCUACAUAUGUCACGGAUCGUCGCUUCCUUGUAUAAACUACGAAACCCAGAGGAUUUGCGUCAAGACUGAACAUGUCACUGGGCUUUUUGCUUAUACUGAAUGGGAAUCACGUUUGAAUAUCAAGAGUACUAGUCGACGAAAAUAUGGACUUUUAAAAGCCUAUGGUCUGUUAAGAAAUGUUGUUUCUCAUAUGGUUCAAAUGGUCUCUGAAUCGAAGCCAAAAAUCGUGCUCUUUUCAGGGCAUGACAAAACUCUUGAAUAUCUUGCAAGUGCUCUUGGCAUUGUUUCUGACUAUGCAAUUUUACCUAACUAUGCUUCCCGCUUUGUCAUUGAAAUAUGUCGUGCUAAUCCUAAGAAUGAAAAUCACGAAGCACAUGAUUUUUACUUUCGUGUCAUUAUUAAUGGUAAAGACGUUACACAGAUGAUACCUUUUUGUAGAAACUCAAAUCACUACAGUGGAAGUUAUGGCGAAAGAAAUGAUGAUGGCGAUUAUAUGAAAAAAGAAUACAAACUUUGUCCAAUUGAAGCAAUUAUUAGACAAAUACAUGAUGAUUAUUUUUUGCCAUUUAACGCUACCAACUUUAAAGACGCUUGUUUGAAUCAUUGAUAAUUGACCAACUUCGCAAAAAUAAUUUUGGCGCCAAAAAUUUUUUUUAAAGUUAUUAGGCAAACUUCAAAUUGAUUUUGUUUGUAUUCGAAAACAAUUUAAAAAGUGAUAUUUGAAGAUUAAAUUUUUUUACAAGUAAUUCUUGAAGUAUAGAAAAGAACAGAGAGGUAAAAAAUAUGCUAAGGAAAUUUUUUACUCGAUUCCACUCCGAAAAAGAUUAAUUUUUUUAAUAACU
Molecule: messenger RNA, 2234 nt
Organism: Chelonus insularis
Lineage: Eukaryota; Metazoa; Arthropoda; Insecta; Hymenoptera; Braconidae
Product: 2-phosphoxylose phosphatase 1
Exons: 4
Coding region: 440-1999 (519 amino acids)
Biological process (GO): chondroitin sulfate proteoglycan biosynthetic process; dephosphorylation; glycosaminoglycan biosynthetic process
Cellular component (GO): Golgi apparatus
Molecular function (GO): phosphatase activity
Source: RefSeq, a predicted model, not a curated record